UUGUGGAGGGCUCUCUCCCUGCCCUCGUAGUUUAUCCUCGCCCCCAGCAGCAUGUCCCAGGCUCUGAGGCUGCCUCUAGUCCUCCUCACAGCACACUACCAUGAUCAGAUGGGCUGCUGGAGGGAGUAAGGCUGCUUUUGCCUCGUUCUGCUCCUGGGCUGUCUUGGUGGCUUGCUCUGUCUUCAGGACCAGCUUCCGACGAAGGUCAUCCGGACUGCUUUCUUCCCUGGCUUUCUCAGUGCUGGUUGCUCUGCUGGUAUUCUCCCUGUUCUUACCUGAGGCCUCUUGUCGUCAGCUCCACAGAGACAGACCAAGGUCAAAAGUUUCGGAAAAAUCUGGGGUACCACUGAACAUUUCAGAGAGUGAACUAAUCUCUAGACCAAGAGCAAACAGUGGCCCACUGCGUCGGGCUGGAGGACCGCAGGGGAGGCAUGUGCGCAGCUACAGUCACUUACAAGGAGACAUUCGUAGGAGAAAGUUGUUCUCUUUCCAGAAGUUUUUCCUAAGGAUCGACAGGAAUGGACAAGUCAAUGGCACCAAGAGCAAAGAUGACCCAUUCAGUAUUUUUGAAAUCACAUCAGUGGAAGUGGGAGUGGUGGCCAUUAAAGGGCUGCACAGCAACUAUUAUCUGGCCAUCAGCAGGGAUGGAAAGCUGUAUGGAGCGAGAGUGUUUAGUGUUGACUGCAAGCUGAAGGAGCGCAUCGAGGAGAACGGCUACAACACGUACGCUUCGGCUAAGUGGAAGAACAAGAAGCGGCAAAUGUUCGUGGGGCUGAAUGUUCAAGGGAAGCCGCUGAAGGGGAUGAAAACCCGCAGGAAGAAAACGGCAACCCACUUCCUCCCAAUUAUGGUGUGAAUCAAGAAGCCCAACUGGAUUGGAAGCAGCUAUCUAGAGCACUGGACACAGGAGGUUUUCAAUACCUGGCAGCCAUGACAUUAAGACAUGCAUUGAAAAAUCUCACAUUUGGGAAAGAAAAAGGCACUAACACUGUUACAUGAAAUGAACUCUGAAUUGGUUGAGCUUAUUUCCUUUUGAUGAAAGGUGCUGAGUUUUGCGCGGCACCAAAAGCAGAGGUAAUCUAUAUUUUUUUACUGUGCCAAACAGUUUGAAGCUGGAGUACAGGUAUAAUGUGGACAAUACAGAAGAUGCUACCCAAGCUAGAUGUAUCUAAAUGUGUUAUCUAUCAUCUAAAUUUUCAAAAGAAGCAGAGACAUUUGACUGGCAGAAAAUGGGAAAGGUUUAGGUAAUAUCGUGACUAUCCUGAUUAUCCUGACAGCAUGACAUAUUAUGAAAGCACAUAUAAAGUAAUUGUUUGUUAGUUAACCACUGCGUUUUGGCUGAAUUUUGAUGACUUAUUUAUUUUUGUGAGAUAUUUAACUGGAAAAAAACACCAGCAAUCUUCUGCAUUCUACUUUUUUUAGGAUCUCUAUCAUUAAAUAAAACUACCAUUCUCCUU
Molecule: messenger RNA, 1457 nt
Organism: Cyprinodon tularosa
Lineage: Eukaryota; Metazoa; Chordata; Actinopteri; Cyprinodontiformes; Cyprinodontidae
Gene: fgf10b
Product: fibroblast growth factor 10b
Exons: 3
Coding region: 101-856 (251 amino acids)
Biological process (GO): animal organ morphogenesis; positive chemotaxis; secretion by lung epithelial cell involved in lung growth
Cellular component (GO): cytoplasm
Molecular function (GO): growth factor activity; type 2 fibroblast growth factor receptor binding; chemoattractant activity
Source: RefSeq, a predicted model, not a curated record